Xiphophorus hellerii (green swordtail) is the source of this 3983-nucleotide messenger RNA. It is a transcript of the gene snx2, whose product is annotated as sorting nexin 2. Bases 98 to 1642 code for a protein of 514 amino acids. The transcript is spliced from 16 exons. Gene Ontology annotation, biological process: early endosome to Golgi transport. The record is from RefSeq and is a predicted model, not a curated record. Gene Ontology annotation, molecular function: phosphatidylinositol binding. NCBI's taxonomy places the organism in Eukaryota, Metazoa, Chordata, Actinopteri, Cyprinodontiformes, Poeciliidae. Gene Ontology annotation, cellular component: endosome membrane; endosome.
GACAGUCACAUGACGCAGCAGGAGAACCUCCUGACUCCUGCUCCUCCUCUCUUCCUGUCAGCUCCUCGGUGUUUGGAUCUCCGUUAGCAGCAGAAACAUGGCGGACACAGCCCGGGACCCUUCACCGGACCGAACCGACUUCCAUGAGGUGGAGGACGGAGAGGACCUGUUCCCGGAGCCGAGCGCCGAAACCCCGGAGUCACAACCAGCCAGUCUGUCUGCUGUGGACAUCAGCACCAACGCAAAUGGACCCAAGCAGGACUCAUUUUUUGAUGAUGACAACGAGGAUCUGUUCGCAGAGGCUACAGAGGAAGUGUCGUUGGACAGUCCAGAGAGAGACGUCUUGCUGUCUGACGGCCCGUCGCCCGCCAUCACUCCCAUCACGCCCCCCACCUCUGUGAUAACUCCUCGCAUUGGCCACACACAUGACGACAUGUUCACACACUCCUCCUUUGACGAGAUUGAAGAGGAAGAAAGUGGAGAUUCAUUCGACAUCCACAUAUCAGUGUCAGAUCCUGAGAAAAUUGGUGACGGUAUGAACGCAUACAUGGCCUACAAGGUGACAACGAAGACCUCCAUGUCUCUGUUUAAGCAGAGAGACUUCGCAGUUAAAAGGCGUUUCAGUGAUUUUCUGGGUCUGCACAGUAAACUGGCCUCCAAGUAUCUGCACAUAGGGUACAUCGUUCCCCCUGCACCAGAGAAAAGCAUUGUGGGGAUGACCAAAGUGAAGGUUGGGAAGGAGGAUCAGUCAUCCAAUGAGUUUGUGGAGAAACGGAGGUCUGCACUAGAGAGGUAUCUGAUGAGAACGGUCAAACAUCCCAUCCUGCUGAAGGAUCCUGACGUCCUGCAGUUCCUGGAGAGCACCGAGCUGCCGCGCGCCGUCAACACCCAGGCUCUGAGCAGCGCCGGGAUCCUCCGGAUGGUCAACAAGGCCGCCGACGCCGUCAACAAGAUGACCAUCAAGAUGAACGAGUCGGACGCCUGGUUCGAGGAAAAGCAGCAACACUUUGAGAAUCUGGACCUGCAGCUCAAGAAACUUCACGCCAGCGUGGAGUCGCUGGUCUGUCACAGGAAAGAGCUGUCUGUAAACACGGCGCAGUUCGCCAAGUCGGCGGCCAUGUUGGGGAACAGCGAGGACCACACGGCGCUGUCCAGAGCUCUGUCCCAGCUGGCCGAGGUGGAGGAGAAGAUCGACCAGCUGCACCAGGACCAGGCCAACGCCGACCUGUACCUGUUCUCUGAGUUACUGGGCGACUACGUCCGGCUGAUCGGCGCCGUCAAGGGAGUGUUUGACCACCGCAUGAAGACGUGGCAGAAGUGGCAGGACAGCCAGAUGCUGCUGCAGAAGAAACGGGAAGCUGAAGCCAAACUGCAGUUCACCAACAAACCGGACAAACUGCAGCAGGCCAAAGACGAGAUCAAAGAGGAGAUUGAGGAGUUGGAGGGAAAAGUCCAGCAGGGCGAGAGAGACUUCGAGCAAAUCUCCAAAACCAUCCGCAAAGAAGUCAGCAGGUUCGAGAAAGAGAGAGUAAAGGACUUCAAAAUGAUCAUUGUUAAAUACCUGGAGUCGCUGAUUCAAACACAGCAGCAGCUCAUUAAAUACUGGGAAGCCUUCCUCCCUGAAGCCAAGGCCAUCUCAUAGAGCCCCGGCACGCAGCAGAGGGACAGACUACACUACCCAUCAUGCACCUCUCCUCCUGUUUGACGUGGAAGCCAAGAUGAGGAGCGAGUCAGAUAAUCAAAGUGUCUUUUUGCAAUUAAAAAAGCAAAGUUCACAGUUUGUGGUUUUUGUUUUUGAACUGAACUGAUUGAUUUUACGUCCCGAAUUAUGAUUCAGGAAACAACCAAAUUCUUAUAAAGCCUGAAAUAAACAGUAAUUUCUGUCAGACAGUGAACGCAGCACGAGUUUACAACACAGAAGAAAGACAGCUUUAAUCUGAAACAUCCAAAGCUUUCAUUGAUUUAUUCCAACAUCUGACACAAGGGGGCGCUUUAUCGGGACAUUUCUAUUAAAGGAUCAUUUAAAAUUGCCCAACGAAAGAAAAGUGUUAGGUAAAGAAAUUAAUUUUUGGAUUUAUGGAAGCCCAUUGUUGUCUAAAAAUGUAGAAAAAGUUUGAAAGUUGAAAUGAAAGCAGAAAAUAAACUCUGUUGCUUUUUCAGCACAAAAACUAAAAUCUUUUACUUAUUUUGCAGAAAUACAAAAAACAACAAAGCUUUAAUUUAGUUUUUAACUUUCAGUUAUUUUCUGGCUCUGUCGAUUAAAAAAUCAGCCCAAACAGUAAGAAAAAAUGAAUACAUGACUAAACUAAUUAACAAAUGUAGAAAAUAGAAAAUUUCAGUCAAUUUAUAAAAUUCUAAAUUAAAAUUUCAGUCACGCUUCCUGGUUUCAGAUUAUUAAUUAUCAAGCUGAUGUCAAAAUCAUGCAAACAUGGUUACAAAUAAAAAUGUCUUGAGAUGCUAAUAUGUUGAAAAGGUUUGACAGCAGUCCAACAGCUAAAUGUUGUUCGGUGUUUGUGCCACUAGAUGGCGCUGUGUGAUUCAUACUGGAACUUCAAAACAUUGCAAACAUUAGAAGGUUAAACAUUCAGUAUUUCAGUUUAAAAUACGCUCAAAAUUAAUAACAUUUUUCUGCUUUUUUGGCAACAAGAAGCUUCCGUACUUAAUGCAAAAUACUCCAUUACCCAUGAGCCUUGCUGAGAUCAGAAGUUUGUUUCAGGAUUUUCCAGAGAGCUGCACAAUCCUUGAGCUUCAAUGCAACAUUCCCUGCCUGGCAACUGAGUUGAAGUGCUCUCUGAUUGGUUGUUGAUAUUUUUUUACUUUUUCUGUUGUUUUAGUGAGCAAAGUUACUCAGAAAGAUCCAGAAUAUCAUUUAGAACCAGAACCAUUUUCCACCUUUAUUCACUGCAUUGAGCAUGAAGCUUUUUAAACAUUUUUCCAAAAACAAUCCUUCGCCAUCAGCAGAGGAACAAUUACAGCUUCUUCAAUCACUGAUCUCAUCAUAAAGUUAUUCCUCUUUGCUAUUACUUCCUGUUAAACCUUUCAUAAUAAGAGCCUUGUUUCUGUUGCUGUAUGAUCGAAAGUGAAGGCAACGUUUUUGUUUGAGCCCAAAACUGGAAGAGUCUCUCCCUCUGGUUCUGUUCACUGCAGAUUUAAUAAAAAGGUUCAGUUUAUAAAAGACUGAAACAUCUGAUAAAUUUACAAAAUGUGGCUUUUGAAGUAUCCAAAAUGGCACUUUGGGUUAUAAACAAGCAUCUUUUAUUUCUAAAAAUUUGUUCAGACAGAAAUAUAUGAACAGAAACAGAUUGAAUUUUCAUAAAAAGCAGUGAUUUCUGUUCAAUGCUGUUUUUUUUGGUAUAAUCUUUAAAUUUAUUUGCAGACUGAACAGAACCAGUUUAUGUUCUUUAUAUGAAUAAACCGGGAAAGUGAAGGUGAUGCUGUGAGCUGUUAUUUUCCUGAAAGUGUGAAUUUAUCAGCUGACCGUUUGUCCGUCCCUGAAAAAACUGAAGACGUUGAGUUUUUUUUUUUUUAUCUGUCUGUGAAUCUUUGUGAAAGCUGCAGUUUUACAUGUUUUGUAGCAAACCCUGCAGUUUGUUUUGAUGUUUUUGAAUGAUUUUAAAUCACGUUGCAGAAAAACGUCCAGAAUCAGUUUGACCUGAAAGUGUUUUCAUCUCUAAAUGGUUUGAAACCGAAGAAGAAAUGGAAGCAGCUUUGAUUUUGAGUAAUUUAAUCUUCUGCAUAUUUCCAGCUCUGCUCAUCUGAAAUCUCAACAUUUAUUGGUUUGUAUGAUUUUUUAAAAAUCUUUUACAUUCUUGUUAACCAUUGAUGUGCAAUGGUUGGGAAGGUUUUUGCUGAUUUUCUUUUGUAUUUUCAAAGACGAAGAAAUUCUUGAUUGUUUGGAAAUCUUUUGAUGUGACAUUCCUGCAGUGCAGCUGAGCUGAUGAUUGAAGACUUUAAUUACAAUAAAGAAUGUAUCUCAUCCUUUA